Messenger RNA from Gambusia affinis (western mosquitofish), 1993 nucleotides. It is a transcript of the gene isl2b, whose product is annotated as ISL LIM homeobox 2b. Gene Ontology annotation, molecular function: cis-regulatory region sequence-specific DNA binding; DNA-binding transcription factor activity, RNA polymerase II-specific. The transcript is spliced from 6 exons. The record is from RefSeq and is a predicted model, not a curated record. Gene Ontology annotation, cellular component: nucleus. NCBI's taxonomy places the organism in Eukaryota, Metazoa, Chordata, Actinopteri, Cyprinodontiformes, Poeciliidae. Gene Ontology annotation, biological process: axonogenesis; positive regulation of transcription by RNA polymerase II; neuron fate specification. Bases 158 to 1252 code for a protein of 364 amino acids.
GCGGUGACGUCAUACGAGUAGCGUGUGGGGACCUUGUAGCCUCUUCGGCCUCCCUCUCCAGUCCGGAGAGACACAAGUUAUCUGGGAGGCUGCCGAAGGGCCGGCGAUCUUUCCCCAUCUUUUCUGCGCCGAGCUCACUCCCCUUCAUCCGUCCUGUAUGGUGGAUAUUAUUUUCAGCUCUUCUUUCUUGGGUGAUAUGGGGGAUCAUUCCAAAAAGAAGUCAGGAUUCGCGAUGUGUGUAGGAUGUGGAAGCCAGAUCCAUGACCAGUACAUACUGAGAGUUUCCCCCGACCUGGAGUGGCAUGCUGCCUGCCUGAAGUGCGCGGAGUGCAGCCAGUACCUGGAUGAGACCUGCACUUGUUUCGUCCGGGACGGGAAAACUUAUUGCAAAAGAGAUUAUGUAAGGCUGUUUGGGAUAAAAUGCGCCAAAUGCAACCUGGGGUUCAGCAGCAGCGACUUGGUGAUGAGAGCCCGGGAUAACGUGUACCACAUCGAAUGCUUUCGCUGCUCGGUGUGCAGCAGGCAGCUGCUGCCGGGGGACGAGUUCUCCCUGCGGGAAGAGGAGCUGCUGUGCCGGGCGGACCACAGCCUGCUGAUGGAGAGGAGUUCUGCAGGAAGUCCCAUCAGUCCCGGACACAUCCACUCCAACAGACCGCUGCACCUGGCAGCAGAUCCCGUGGCGGUUCGGCAGGCUCCACAUCGGAACCACGUCCACAAACAGUCGGAGAAGACGACGCGGGUGCGGACGGUGCUGAACGAGAAGCAGCUGCACACGCUGAGGACUUGCUACAACGCCAAUCCGAGGCCGGACGCGCUGAUGAAGGAGCAGCUGGUGGAGAUGACCGGCCUCAGCCCCAGAGUGAUCCGCGUCUGGUUCCAGAACAAGCGCUGCAAGGACAAGAAGAAGUCGAUCCUCAUGAAGCAGCUCCAGCAGCAGCAACACAGUGAUAAGACUGUAAGCAUCUUCAACCUGCAAGGCCUCACAGGAACGCCGCUUGUUGCUGGAAGUCCCAUCCGGCAUGAAAGCACUGUGCAGGGGAACCCGGUGGAGGUUCAGACCUACCAGCCUCCGUGGAAAGCGCUGAGUGAAUUCGCUCUGCAGAGUGACCUGGACCAGCCAGCUUUUCAGCAACUGGUGUCUUUUUCUGAAUCGGGCUCUCUUGGAAACUCUUCAGGCAGCGACGUGACAUCGUUGUCCUCUCAGCUACCGGACACCCCGAACAGUAUGGUACCCAGCCCGGUGGAGACGUGAGACCCAACGGUGGUCUGUGACCAUCACUACCGCUGCCACCUCCUUCUCCUCCUGCAAGGACAAUUUGCAGCAUGAUCCUGCCCCCCCUCCGUUCCCUCCAGCUUCCCCACCUCCACAUCCACUUCCACCCCUGCAUGUGACCAGCUCAUCACAUCGCCCGUCAAGAGGACACUCUUUUUUUUCUUUCUUGUUUUUUUCUAUACCGUGGAGGAGGUGGAACAAAGAGAGCACCGACUGACUUAUUUUGUUUGUUUUUAUGAGACCUCGUUGACAAAAGAAAAAAAGAAAACUAAGAACAGUUGAUGCAUGACUCUUCAUAUGGAGAACAAAGAUGUACAGAAGACUUCCCAAUGGAUAUAUACAACAAAUCUUCCCUCAGAAAAAUGAAAAAAAAAAAAUAAUAAUCACAAGCUACUGGAUCAUUUCCAUGUUACAGCAGAGAGACUUUCUGCAUUUUCAGUGUGAUCAUAUUGUGUCUUGUUUCUUCAACAUGAGAAUUUUUUGAUACCUUACUUGUCGAGUCCACUUGACUCUUUGUCUUAAGGUCAGAGCAUGAUAUUCUGCAAAAGUAUUCGUGGUGUAAAAUACUUUAUCUUGAAGGGCCGGUUAUUUGAGCUCAAAGAACAAAAAAGUAAAUUAUUGUUAUAUUAUUUAUUGUUAGGAAAGCGAUUCGUUAAAGGGAGUAUUAACUGAUAAGAAGAAUAAAAAAAAGAUGACUACAAGAGAUGUCUUCAUGAUCUU